Strongylocentrotus purpuratus (purple sea urchin) is the source of this 1688-nucleotide messenger RNA. RefSeq names its product clarin-1. The transcript has 3 exons. The record is from RefSeq and is a predicted model, not a curated record. NCBI's taxonomy places the organism in Eukaryota, Metazoa, Echinodermata, Echinoidea, Camarodonta, Strongylocentrotidae. The coding region runs from base 602 to 1372 and encodes 256 amino acids.
ACCUACACUCCCAUUAACUUACCUGUAUUCAACUGCGCCAGUAUGACACACUGCGCUCCAAGUCGAUGUAUUCAUUGUAUGGAUGUUUCAUUUAACGGCUUAACAUAAGCUGGAAAUCAGAUUAAAUCGAACUUUUACACGACUUCAUCUGUCUGCAUUCGAGUUUAUGAUUUAUCUUGGACAGGCAAACCGGAAAAGGUGAAAGGAUCAAUAUCAUAAACCCUAUAUCGGAGGAAAUUUUCAUUUAGAUGCGUUCAAGAAUGGAUCAUACAUUUCAUAAUAUUCUGAUAUGAAUAUAUUAUUAUGACUAUACGCGACUCUUUGAGUAGGUGUCUUCAGCUUCUGUGGGAAACAAAAGGAGAUCACUAGGCCCACUUUGGAACCCUUCAGUUACACCAACUGUUAUAAUCAUUCUCCAACUCAGUCAGAGUCUAAACCAAGCUGAACUUGGAGAAUGCAAAACUUGUAACCGAUUCGCGAGUGAUCGCAGGUGUACUGAGUAAAGCGGAAGUAUUAUACUGAUUAACUCAAAUUGUAUUUUAUCAGCAUUGUGCUGUAUAGUGGAUUUUAUGCACGGGACUGAGCUAAGGAUUAAAUCAAAAUGUGUCAGGCGAUCAUAAAGCGAAGGGCUACUUUGUUCUUCAUGGUUACCUGUGGUAGCAUCGCCUGUAUGAUCUUACUCGGGAUUGCUCUGGGCACGACGAGCUGGGUGCGGGCAUACCUUGUGCGUGAUAUCACUGUCUUCAACACCUCGCAACCUCUCAGGGGGUUCCUGGGUUCGAAUCCCAUCGAAUCGGACGAUCCUGGGGCUUUCAAUGGGGUGUCUUUCUUCGGGCUCUUCUACGGAUGCAAGAAAUUCAACUAUGGUCUGGGAGGACGAAAGUACAACUGUUACUCAGUCUUUAGCGAACAUGCCGAAGUCUACGACACGGGCAUGGUGAUAGCGGUCAUCAUCUUCCUCAUCCCCGCAGCCAUCUUCGCUCUCAUCUCCACGAUCUUCGGAUUGGUCAACAUCCUCACCGUUCCCAUAGAAACGCUUCAUGGACCCGUCGGUCUCUACAUCUGGAAUCUGAUAGGAGUUCUGUGCACUGCGGUAUCCAUCAUACUCUACCUCGUCAUCUAUAUCACUCAAAUCCGAUUCGAAGUGUUGAACCAGGCCGACCGCGCACCCCCUCAUAACUUCAACACCAGUCGGGUCGACUUCGGGUUCUCUUUCUGGCUCGUGGUCGCCACCUUCAUCAUCUUGUGCGUCAACAUCGUCCUUGUUUUCCUCGCUCACAUGGUCGAGAACCCCAACCUGCUCAGCAGCAAGAAGAAGUCGAUGAAUGUGAGCGGGAAGGGCGGCGACAUCGGACUGGGCAUCAUGUAUUAACUGAGUGGCGUAGAGUCCAUGAGACCAGCCCCCUGGAGGCAUACACUAGUGUUAGAAGGAGGGGGAUUAGGUGCCCCGAGACCCGCUUCUCUGAGCUACGACACUACGAGCAGUCAACAUAAUUAUAGCCCGUUUCCAAUUUCUGUAUUGUGACGACCCUGGUCAUAAUUAUCCUCUUCAAUUUUGUGAUGCCUUAAACAAAUGGGCCGUAUAAGUUGAGAUGAUCGUCGGAGAUUUUAUGGGGGAAAUAGUUGUGUCAACUUUUUAUAUUAUAAGUAAAUUACUGAAAGAACGCCUGAAAAAAAGUAAAAUAAUU